Hylaeus volcanicus is the source of this 1985-nucleotide messenger RNA. RefSeq names its product guanine nucleotide-binding protein-like 3 homolog (gene Ns1). The record is from RefSeq and is a predicted model, not a curated record. The coding region runs from base 129 to 1853 and encodes 574 amino acids. Gene Ontology annotation, molecular function: GTP binding. Lineage: Eukaryota; Metazoa; Arthropoda; Insecta; Hymenoptera; Colletidae. Gene Ontology annotation, cellular component: nucleolus. The transcript is spliced from 6 exons.
AACCUAUCUUUCCAUCACGGACACGAUUCGUGUGCACGUGAUAGUUUGAGGUUUAUCUUAUUAGUCUCGUAAGAUAUUUAUACUCAUUGUAAAUAAGUGUUACAAAUUAGUGUAAGGAACUUGAAAAAAUGGCGAAAUUUUGUUUAAAAAAACAAAGCAAACGAAUGCCAGCGCGGAAGAGGUAUAAAAUAGAAAAAAAAGUUCGUGAACACAAUCGAAAAGUGAGGAAAGAAGCUAAAAAGCAUCCUAAAAAGAAACCAAAGCUGAUACAGGUUCCAAAUCAAUGUCCUUUCAAAGAAGACAUACUGAAGGAAGUGGAGGCCAUGAAAAAGCAACACGAAGAAGAGAAAGAAAAGCUGCGCGAAGCUGCACGCGAAAAAAAGCGAGAGCAACUCGCCAAAUCAGGUUUGCAAGGAUUAGUUUCCAUGGCAGAACAUAAACAAGCAGAACGAACAGAAAUGGAAGUAGAUACCGUACACGAAAAAAUAAAGACAGCCGUGUCCAAGGAAGAAAAUUCUCUAAAAGCAUACUAUAAAGAGUUCAAAAAGGUUUUAGAUGCAGCAGAUGUUAUCUUAGAGGUUGUAGAUGCUAGAGAUCCUUUAGGAACUAGAUGUAAACAGGUUGAGGAGGCAGUGCAAUCUGCUAAAGGAAAUAAACGAUUAGUAAUUGUUUUGAAUAAAGCUGACUUAGUACCUAGAGAAAACUUAGAUCAAUGGUUAAAGUAUUUACGCGGUAGUUUACCAGCUGUUGCAUUUAAAGCAUCUACUCAAGUUCAGUCAAAAAGAUUAGGCAGGAGAAAAUUAGGAAGGAAAACAGAGAGUAUGAUACAAGGUAGCACUUGCUUUGGUGCAGAAUUACUUUUGUCGUUGCUCGCGAAUUAUUGCAGAAAUGCUGGAAACGUUAAAACCAGUAUUAGAGUAGGAGUCGUCGGACUUCCUAAUGUUGGUAAAUCUAGCGUAAUUAAUUCUUUGAAGCGCAGCCGAGCUUGUAACGUCGGAAACACCCCAGGAGUUACAAAAGCCAUGCAGGCAGUACAAUUAGAUUCAAAAAUAAAGUUAUUAGACUCUCCAGGAAUUGUCUUCGCUAAUCACUCUCCAGGAGAGAAAUCGGACGAUUCGUCCGUAGCCCUGAAAAACGCGGUAAAAAUACAGUCUUUAAAAGAUCCGUAUACACCGGCAACUGCAAUUUUGAAAAGAGUUUCCAAGCCACAAAUAAUGGAAUUGUAUGACGUGCAAGAGUUUUCGACGCCUGACGAGUUUUUUGCUUUGAAAGCUGCUAGAAUGGGAAAGUUUAAGAAAGGCGGUAUCCCUGAUACAGUAGCGGCAGCUCGUAGCGUCCUCGAAGACUGGAAUUCCGGAAAGAUCAGAUACUAUACUGUGCCACCAGAACAACCGAUUUGUCACAUAUCCGCGGAAAUUGUUAGUCAAAUAAAUAAAGAAUUCGACAUCGAAAGUUUUGCCGCGGAAGAAAAAAUGAUGCUCGAUACCUUCGAAGAAGAAUCUGCGAAAAAGCCGACUGUUAAUUCCUUGUUGAUCGAAAGUACCGGUCCAGUCACGUCCGCAAUGGAAAUCGAGACGCAGAAGGAAGCACAAGUUAAAAUACAACAAAAGAUGAAAAAAAUGGAAAAUAAAAAAAAGAAUACAAAUGAAACGAGAAAGAAAAAGACCGACCCGCUUUCCGAAAUCGAAGGUAACCAGAAAUUAAACAAAAUGAAGAAGCUACAAUUUAAAAAAGACAAAAAAGAUCGCGCAAGAAGAGAAAAGGUAGCUGUUAAUUUAGCUGGUCAGCUCAACGAGUUUAGUAUUUCAACCUCUGAUGACUACGAUUUUAAUACAGAUUUCGUUGAAAAAUAAAAUGAAUGUAAAAAUAUUCACUUGUUAAAAAUAAAAUGUUUAAAACGAUUGAAGUCAACCUACCCCUCUAUGAAUUACGUUUGUAUGUAUAAUGUGAAUAAAAGAUAACGAUGUGAAUUAAUAAACAAACAU